UUUAAUAUGAUACGUUACUGUUAUCUCCGCGCAGUUUUGAACCGAUAGCUAUUUAAUGAUUUGAAAACAAGGAACAACGGUCUUUUAAAAACAGGGGGUGACUCCACGUUCUCAAUGGCCAUGCCAUCGUUGCGACUAGACUGGUUGCCCCAGCUUUUUAACAGACAUAACAAGCGGUAAGCAAGGCGAUGCUCCUCGUUUCGUCGUCUCGUAGUGGUGUUUGAGGAAGGGAAGUAGUGAAGUGUGUGCGUGUGUGAUGAAUGUUAUUGCUGUGAUGGUCGCGCCCACGGUUGUUUACUGUCCGGCGCUGAGACCAUAUAACCGAUGAGAAGCUUACUGUUAUGGAAGCAGACGGCGGCUCUGAGCGGCAGGUGUAUCCGCCGCACCUGAAAAGGGUUCUGAAAACUUAUCAGGCUAGUGCAACUACCAGCUUGCAUGGGCCUAACACUGUCAUGGGUGUCUGGCCACCCGCCGGAUCUGAUGUGGUCACAUCGGUCAGUCUGCCGAAUCCAGUUCGCACCUUGACCCCCACCGAUACUGCGAAGGUCAGUAGUUCCUGUACUACUACUGUUAGUGAUACAGUAAAAUUGAAGAAGGUAAGGCCGAGUAGCUCCGCUAGUUCAAGUACUGAUGCCAGUUCAUCAGCUCAGAAUCUGGAGUAUGACCCUUUUAUAGCACCUCCUCCUUUUCCUAUCCAACAACCUCCAAUUUUCACUCCUGCAGAUCAAAGCAGGUGUGAAAAAUCCGAAACUGUUUUAGAAUCUGAGACCAUCUCUUGUUUCAGCGUAGGCGGUGAAAAACGAUUGUGUUUGCCACAGAUUUUGAAUACAGUCCUCCGGGACUUUACUUUGCAGCAGAUAAAUUGUGUUUGUGACAAUUUACACAUCUUCUGUUCCCGCUGCAAUUCUGAGCAGCUUGAGGUCUUGAAAGCCACCGGCGUCUUGCCCUUGAGUGCCCCUAGUUGUGGCCUUAUUACCAAAACGGACGCUGAACGUCUGUGUGCGGCACUACUGGACAGCAACCCUCCAAAAGUGAUUCCGAACCCAGACGUAAAACCGCCCUUCCAAGUUCGGGUGUAUCAUGAAUGUUUUGGCCGGUGUACUGGACUCUAUACACCCGAUUUAUACGCAGAACCCCGAGCACGAUGCAUCGAAUGUGUUGAGUGCCAUGGUCUCUUGAGCCCUCAGAAGUUCGUAUGCCACGCUCACCACCCAAAAGAGAAUCGCACUUGUCACUGGGGGUUCGAUUCUUUCAACUGGCGGUCUUAUAUCCUUCUUGAAGUUGGACUUGAAGAAAAUCCGCAGUUGGUAGAGAUUCUGAGUGAAAUGAAAAAUCGUUUCGACUUCAACCACAAGUACAAAAGAAAACAGGUCAGUGUUCUCUUAUGUUUAAUUAUAAAAUUUUUAUUCUAAGAAUUUACUAAUGCCGAAAGUAACUGUUUUUGUUAAAUAAAACUAUGGUGGAGUUGUAACUUACGAAUGAGAAAAGAACUAACAAAUUUAUUAUUGAAAUGAAGUUAUCAUAUAUUCAUAAUUUAGGUAAAAGUACUAUCUUGAACUGAAAACUAUAUUUGUUUAUAUUUUUUGCUUCCAUGCAAAAUGUGUGCAGUAUUCAGUUAUUUGAUUAUAGCAUAUAAGGGAGGGGGAUAAUUGUUUAUUCCCGUUAGAAAAGCGCUUUUUUUUUUUUUUUUUUUUUUAAAGUAAGUUGUGAUUUUAAUAUGAUUAAUAUGUAACCAUUGAAUUGGUGUUAAUGGAAUUACAAACUAAAUUUGUUUGGAUAGUGUUACAUCUAAAUCAGAGUAUAUUUUAAGGAAUAUCCAUUCAAUGUAAUAUUUAUAUGAAAAGUGGCAUACUGUUUGCUAUAGUCAAUUGUUAAGAAUUGGUGAUAAAUUUUGUGUUUGAAUUCUAACAAAAUUACUGAAAAUAAUGGUGAAAGGAAGAUUUGUAUGGCUUCUUUUUACAAAGUAUGCUUUGAAUCCUGGUUAUGUCAAUAAAGUGAAAUUUUUAUAUUUAAACUAAUACGAAAUAUUUAUCAAGCAGAUUGUUUGUAUUUGUCUUGUACUGUCUGAAUUUGAAUUUUUCUAAAUCUUUCCUUUUAAAAUGUCGCAGAAAAAUUUUCAUGCUUGCUGUAUGAAAUUUUAUUGACUAUGCCAAAUAGUUUUAAAAACAUUAAUAUUUGACAUGUGUAAUUUGUUUUUUUAUAUUUAUGGAUUUAGAUUUUUUGUGAGUAAAUAUAAUGUAGUGAGUUUAAUAAGUAUAUACAGGAAUGUAUUAUUUCGUCAAAUAUCACAGAGAAACGAUAAUUCUUGCUGUAUUAAACUUUGAAUUCUCUGUGUCUGGGUAGUUUUAGAAAAGUUAUUUUAUGAUGAGUGAAAAUUUGGUAAAGAGGUGGAUCAUGUUUUUGUAUUCAUUUAUCAUGUUUUUGUAUUCAUUUAUCAUGUUUUUGUAUUCAUGUAAAUUUUUGUGAAUCAUGAUAAUUAUGUAAUAUAUUUUUAACAAUAUAUUUCAAAAUAUAAAUAUUUUUCUUUAGUUGAUUGUUCAUAAUUCCUAUAGCUUCCCAGAGUUAUACAUUAUUAUACAGGGAACAUAUUAUAUUGUGUGCAUAAUCAGAAUUUCAUAUUGUUAAUUUAAAUUUUAAUUUGAAUCUUGAUAGUUAUUUAGACGAAUAGCAAGAUCUAACAGCCAAAGUUUAAACUGGUUAUAGACUGCUGAUAAUCAGUUGUCCUGAAUUAAAAGAUAAAUUUCCUUUUGAAGUGAAACUUGAAUUACUUAUAUUUUGUUUUCAUUUACAUUAAUUAUUUUGACUGCCCUCAUAUUAUAUAUGUAAAAAUAUAUUUUGUAAUAAUUUGAAGGUUUGUAAACUUGGAGUUUCUAAAUUCCAGACAUGCUUUAACAAAUGAAAAUUUGAGAUAGAUAGUUAUUGUUUUAGCUUUAUUCUGAAUAAAUCAAUUUCUGUAUAAAUUUUGUUAUUUCUAUCAAAAAGUACUAAAGAUAUUAUCAAUAUUAUGGUACUGGGAGAUCAGUGGGCUUUCAGUCAAGUUGAUUAUGUCCCCAGAUAGUUUUUGUGAGGUUAUCUGUUGUAGUUUUUCAGAGUUAUUUUUUCUUUCAAAGAAACACAAUAUGCUUUGCUGGCUAGGAGGGUCGGGGCUGUGCCCUUAUAAUGAUAAUGAUGCUGCUUUUGUUGUUGCAUUUUGAACCCAGAUGCAUUUACAUUUAACUUUUCUUAUAUUAUAUUAUUUAUUGUUGGUAAUAAAAUUUAUUAAAAUGUAUAAAUAGUAUUAUACCUUAUGUAUUUUGAACAAAAUAUAUAAGGUAUAAUAUUAGUAUCAUAAAUUUUAAAUGCCACUGCUAAUAAAACAUUUUCUAAGAGUGCUUUAAUUAUAAUGAACUUUUUGUUCAUAGAAAACUUUGAUAAGUAUUUUUUAAAUUAAAUUAUCUAUCAUCUCAUCUACUUCUUUCUGAUUAGGUUAUAAAAUUUAGGAAAGCAUUUAGAAUCAAAUUUCUUAUGGUUAAUUGAUGUUAUUUAAAUUUAAUUUAUGUAAACUGGUUACCUUAUAAAAUUCCACUAUGCUUCCUUAAGUACACUAAAAACCUGCAGUCUAACUUAGAGAGAACAGUGUAAACCCUGUUGGAGAUGUUACUAACAUUAUUAUCUAAUGUUAUUAAUUUUAUGAUAUUAGUAUUAUUACUUUUACAAUAUGAUUAGAGAUUUGCAUAAGAAUUCUGACUGUAUUCUGCAAAUCUGACAUUAGGGAUUUUUCUGUUAAAUUUAAUUGUACAUCUCUUCCUGCUUCCUUAAUGAAAUGACUUUAAAUUAUGCAUGUAAAUCUUAAAUGUUUUUCUUUCUUUUUUUUAAAUCUUUUUUUCUGUUCUCUUUUUUUUUGGGGGGGGGGAAGUUUUUUUUUUUUUUUUUUUUUUGUUGUUUGUUUUUUGUUGAUUAUAUAUUUAUUUAUUUUUAUUUUUUAACUAAUGUUAUUCUUGGAGAGUUUUUUGGUUGGCAUUUUUACCUAUUCAGGUGCUGUAUUUCCAUAUUUGCAUUCAAAGUUAUCUUUCAGUGGCCAGUACCAUCAUUUCAUUUUAAUGUUUAUACUUGAUCUUUUGAUGUGUAAUGUAUUAUGUACGUAUGCAUGUGCGUAGUAUCUCUUUCCUGUUCAGAAUAGUAUGUUUCUUUUGUCUUGCAUAAUCUGUAAGAAAAUUUAUCAGUUGAAUGAAUGAAUUUUUAUCAUUAUUUAAAAGUUUCAAAGUGAGUUUAUUUUGCUUUAAAAUUUAUUAUGAAAAUAUUUUUAAAGAAAUACAUGAAAAUUAAUGCAAUAUAAAACUGAUAAAAAAGCAGUUUUUAAAAUUUAUUUUUUCUUAUUAUAUUUCUCCACAAAUUCAUUUAUGACUGAUAGGAAAUAUUUUAUCUAAAAACAUUUUAAAUAUAAAAUUAUGGAAAUAAAGACAAUUAAUAUGUUGUCAUUUUUUUGAAUUCAAAUUUUUAUUUCUAAUGUGUAUUUGUGAAACAUAAGAAAAUGCAAGUCCAUGUGAUACAAUCAAAAGUCGUUAAUCCGGACAUCAAAGGUACAAACUUUCUGCACAUUAUACGCAUGCGCAUAUGCAUUUACGCAUGAGCGUAAUACCUUUACGCAUGCA
This is a messenger RNA of Stegodyphus dumicola, 4631 nucleotides long. Its product is annotated as ski oncogene-like. The record is from RefSeq and is a predicted model, not a curated record. Lineage: Eukaryota; Metazoa; Arthropoda; Arachnida; Araneae; Eresidae.